Olea europaea var. sylvestris is the source of this 1935-nucleotide messenger RNA. RefSeq names its product protein FAR1-RELATED SEQUENCE 5-like. NCBI's taxonomy places the organism in Eukaryota, Viridiplantae, Streptophyta, Magnoliopsida, Lamiales, Oleaceae. The record is from RefSeq and is a predicted model, not a curated record. Bases 1 to 1935 code for a protein of 644 amino acids. The transcript has 7 exons.
AUGUUGCUUGUUUUAUUCAUCAACACCUGGCCCGUGGUUAAAUAUUCGAAAUAUAUUGGUUCUUUUAUGGAUGGGAAAGAAACGAUUGAAGCUGUGGACGACAUUAUUUUGGUGGAGUCCGAUAAUGAGAAUGUUACGGACAAUAUGAAAUUACAGGGUGAUGUAAUUUUAGACGGAGAUGGUGCGAUUGUGCCUGAGGAUGAUAAUGGAGUUUUAAGAUAUGUUACAUUUGUUUGUAGCCGAGAAGGGAAAAGAUUUAGUAAUACAAGUGGUUCUUUGAAGCCACAAGCAACCAUUCAGAGUGGAUGCAAGGCCAGGUUGACUGCAUGUUCAGAUAUGUGUGGGAUUUGGAGAAUUAAUACAGUACAUCUCGACCACAACCAUAAAAUUAGUCCUUCAAAAUCUAGGCUAUAUAGAUGCAAUAGAGAAUUGAGUGCUCAUGUUAAACGACGACUUGAAGUAAAUGAUAUGGCAGGAAUUCCAUUGCACAAAAGUUACAACUCUACAGUUGUUGAAGCAGGAGGAUAUGAGAAUAUGACUUGUGUGGAAAAGGAUUGUCGAAACUAUGUUGAAAAGGCAAGGCGAUUAAGACUUGGAAAAGGAGACGCAACGGCAAUACAAUCAUACUUCUCGAAUAUGCAAUUACAGGGCUCAGGAUUUUACUUUAAUAUAGAUCUAGACGAAGAAUAUCGGUUGAAGAAUAUUUUUUGGGCAGAUAAUAGGAGUAGGCAAGCAUAUAAGGAGUUUGGUGAUAUUGUUACCUUUGACACUACAUAUCUUACUAAUAAAUAUGACAUGCCUUUUGCUCCUUUUGUUAGGGACAUGGUUGAGUGCAUGCACGGUCAAGCUCCAAAUGGGAUAAUUACUGAUCAAGACAGGGUAAUACAAAAUGCAAUUCAGAUAGUAUUUCUCAAUACGAAACAUAGAUGGUGUCUGUGGCACAUAUUGAAAAAGUUGCCAGAAAAGUUUGGAUACCACGAGGACAAAGAUUCGAUUUUUUCUACUAUACACGGAUUGGUGUAUGAUUCUCAAGUUGUUGAAGAAUUUGAACAGGGUUGGAGAGUGAUGAUUGAAUCAUAUAAUUUGCAUGAUAAUGAAUGGUUGUCUGGAUUGUACGAGAAUAGAGAUCGUUGGGUUCCUUGCUACCUGAAGACUACUUUUUGGGCGAGCAUGUCAACAACUCAAAGAAGUGAGAGUAUGAAUGCAUUUUUUGAUGGGUAUGUACAUUCAAAAACCUCAUUGAAGCAAUUUGUUGAACAAGAUGAACGAGCAUUGAGAAGUAAGGUCGAGAAAGAGUUUCAAGCAGAUUUCAAGUCUUUCUCGCAAAUGGUACCAUGUGCAACGAGAUGGCGGAGAGACGUGAGUAGGGCCUAUACAAGGGUCGCAGUGAACUACAAUGAGUUGGUUAGUACUCCUGAACAGUUGAGGUAUGAUAAAAUGUGUCAAUCAUUUGCCUCAUUGGCAAACAUGGUUGCGGAUGAUGAAGUCGAGUCUGGUGCUAUAGUGGAGUGGAUCGAAGAUCAGUGUAAAAAGCGAUUGAUGUCGAGUAAUGUCCUAUCCCCGCAUAUUACUCUAAUAGCUUCUGAGUGUGGAACAUCACAGGGGAGUGGUAACAGCAACAUACGGGAUCCUGUAUGUGCGAAUCGAAAGGGCGCGCCUAAGAAAUUGCGUAAUAAGAGCGCAUUGGAAUCGAUUUCAAAUAAAGGGAAGGGUGGUUCGAAAUCAAUGAAAGAAAAGAGGGCAAAGGCACGGCCCAGUAAUCUGAGGGACACUGAACCCAUCAUUCAUGCAACUCAACAAUCACAACAUUCCAUGCCGAUACCGUUAUUGUAUUCUCAACUCCUAACCGGAUUUGCAAAAUCUGUGUAUAGCUUAGGCAGUAUUAUGAGGCGUGUUCCUCACACAAUUGAGGGGAUGCCUACAAAAACUGCAUGA